AUGGAUAAUAAAAUUCGAAUUAUAUUGGGCGCUCUUAAUCAAGAAAACGAUAAAGUACUCUUAAAUGAAGUCUACCAAUUGCUGAAAUAUGGUGUCGAAGUGCGCGAUGACUCUGUGGACGCUAUCCAAGCAAGUUGGUAUGUCUUAACUGCGGAAGUCGCUUUCGAGAGAGGCUAUCGAGCGUUAGCCAAGGACUGCUUGGAAAUGUUCUUCAGGAAAUCUCCACCCGAAGACCAAUUUCUUGGAAGGGGAUAUUUAUGCCAAGCUCAGCUUAAUGCGCCAGUAUCCAAGAAAGACACUGAAAAUUUGGAAGUUGCAGUAUCGUAUAUUACUAGGGCAAUCAAUUUUGCUAGAAAGACUACUAGGUAUCAUUUUCUGGUUUAUAACGCUUCAGUUAUUUAUUGGAAGUUUUGUCGGCCAUUUUUAACAGCUGGCCACAGACACCAUUUAUCAAAAUCUCUACAUAACAUAGUCAAAGCUUUAGAUGAUAUAGAUGAUAAAGAUUACGAAUGGAGAACUAAACUUCUGAUUGCUUUAAUUGAAUGCCACAUUGAUGCUGGAAGAAGAGAAGAUGCGAUCAAUGUUGCUCAAGUUGCUGCUAGUUUCACGAAAUCGCAUAUUCCGGAUACAUUUAAGGAUAUUUUCGAGUUACAGAUUGUGCACAGAUUGGCUGAUCCUCAAAAAUUAGUAAAAGAUGCAAAACUCGCUAUAAAUUUAAAUAUACUAUAUCGUAUGAAGAGAUUAAGACUCACAUUUGAAGGUAAAGAAGUACCACAAGCAGGGAAGACACCGGUGGAACAAGUUGAUAUUGAUUUAGGCAGAUUAAUAAAGCGAAUCUUACGCGAAGAAGACAGUAGUGCACCAAGUGGGCGAAAGAGUGUAACCCCUGGAGGUUCACUGACCCAAGAAGAACAAAUCAAAUUUCUGCUAGAACUUGCAGUAGAACAGAAGAGUAGAAUAGUACAGACACUAUUGCUGUUAUCGAUCGAUAAAGAUUAUGGCUUAAAUGGUGGGAUGAGUUUGAAGAGCGAACGUACGGAAAUCCUGAAAACAUUAAUAAAUAACAGUGGUUUAAAUAUAACGCAAGAAGACAUUAUAUUUCUGAAACCAGAUGAAAAUGGUAUGAAAUAUAUAGCAGAUAAAUUACACAUACAACUCCGGGCACAUGAAGUAGAACUGGCUAUGACAAUAGACAACAUGAAACCGCAAUGUGAUGAUUGUACGCUAGUUAGUUAUGGUAUGGUUGCGUUACCUAAAUUUAGUAGUAUGCCGUAUUUCUUUACAUCUAAUGUCCGUGAUCUACAUCAAUAUUCCUCUGAACAAUUUCCGUUCAUUAGUAAAGAUCUUAUAACAUCAGAUAAAUGCUUUAUGUGUUUGCAAUUGGCUGAUGUGUUACAUCAACAAUACUCGUUUUCUAUCCCAGAUAAUCUAUCUACGUUCACAAUUGUUAGUGGUGAUUAUAACAUCAUAGACGUACGCAACGUCUUGCCUAUAUGUAAGCAUGCAUAUGAAACAACCAUUGCACGACAUGAUGUCAUUGACAACAACUUUUAUUGGAACAUAUAUAAGAACAUGUAA
Messenger RNA from Trichoplax adhaerens, 1578 nucleotides. RefSeq lists its product as uncharacterized. The coding region runs from base 1 to 1578 and encodes 525 amino acids. The record is from RefSeq and is a predicted model, not a curated record. NCBI's taxonomy places the organism in Eukaryota, Metazoa, Placozoa, Uniplacotomia, Trichoplacea, Trichoplacidae. The transcript has 8 exons. Gene Ontology annotation, biological process: cilium movement involved in cell motility; axoneme assembly.